This is a messenger RNA of Hipposideros armiger (great roundleaf bat), 2277 nucleotides long. RefSeq names its product relaxin family peptide receptor 2 (gene RXFP2). Gene Ontology annotation, molecular function: G protein-coupled peptide receptor activity; protein binding. Gene Ontology annotation, biological process: hormone-mediated signaling pathway; adenylate cyclase-activating G protein-coupled receptor signaling pathway; activation of adenylate cyclase activity. Gene Ontology annotation, cellular component: plasma membrane. The annotation marks the transcript as partial. The record is from RefSeq and is a predicted model, not a curated record. The transcript is spliced from 17 exons. NCBI's taxonomy places the organism in Eukaryota, Metazoa, Chordata, Mammalia, Chiroptera, Hipposideridae.
AUUUGUAUCCCCUUUUCCACAUAGAUUUCUCACCGACUGAAGGCAGUGCAAUCACUCCUCUAUGCCAAAAAGGGUAUUUUCCCUGUGGGAAUCUGACCAAGUGCUUACCACGCGCUUUCCACUGUGAUGGCGUGAACGACUGUGGGAAUGGCGCUGACGAGGAGAACUGUGGGGACACUAGUGGAUGGGCGACUAUAUUUGGCACAAUCCAUGGAAAUGCUGAGGAAGUGGCAUUCACACAGGAGUGCUUUCUAACCCAGUAUCCAGGGGGCUGUGACUGCACGGAAACUGAACUGGAGUGUGUAAACGCCGGUUUAAGGUCCGUGCCCCCCGUCUCCAGCAACAUGACGUUAUUGUCUCUUAAGAAAAAUAAAAUUCACAGUCUUCCAGAUAAAGUUUUCAUCAAGUACAGAGAACUUAAAAAGAUGUAUCUUCAGCAUAAUUGCAUUAGACACAUAUCCAGGAAAGCAUUUUUGGGAUUACAUAAUCUGCAAAUAUUAUAUCUCAACCACAACUGCAUUACAGCCCUCAGACCUGGAGUAUUCAAAGACCUACACCAGCUAACAUGGCUAAUUCUAGACGACAAUCCAAUAACCAGAAUUUCACAACAGUUAUUUACUGGAUUAAAUUCCUUGUUUUUCCUGUCUAUGGUUAAUAACUACUUAGAAGCCCUUCCUAAGCAGCUGUGUACCCAAAUGCCUCAACUCAACUGGAUGGACUUGGAAGGCAACAGGAUAAAGCAUCUUACAAAUUCCACUUUUUUGUCAUGCGAUGCACUCAGCGUGUUGUUUCUGCCGAAAAAUCAAAUUGAUUUUGUUCCAGAGAAGACAUUUUCUUCAUUAAAAAAUUUAGGAGAACUGGACCUGUCUAGCAACAUGAUAAUGGAGCUACCAGCCUACAUUUUUAAAGAUCUGAAGUUUCUACAAAAAUUGAAUCUGUCGUCCAACCCUCUUUUGUAUCUCCAUGAGAACCAGUUCGAAAGUCUUAAACAACUCCAGUCUCUAGACCUGGGAAGGAUAGAGAUUCCAAAUAUAAACACACGCAUGUUUGAACCCAUGAGGAAUCUUUCUCACAUUUAUUUCAAAAAUUUUCGCUACUGCUCCUAUGCUCCGCACAUUCGAAUCUGUAUGCCCUUGACUGAUGGCAUUUCUUCAUUUGAGGACCUCUUGGCUAACGAUAUCCUCAGGACAUGUGUCUGGGUUAUAGCUUUCAUAACCUGCUUUGGAAAUCUUUUUGUCAUUGGCAUGAGAUCUUUCAUUAAAGCUGAAAACACGACUCAUGCUAUGUCCAUCAAAAUCCUUUGUUGUGCGGACUGCCUCAUGGGCGUGUAUUUGUUCUUCGUUGGCUUUUUCGAUAUCCAAUACCGCGGGCAGUACCAGAAGUAUGCGCUGCUGUGGAUGGAGAGCGUGCAGUGCCGCCUCAUGGGGCUGCUGGCUGUGCUGUCCACCGAAGUCUCCGUCCUGCUGCUGACGUACUUGACGUUGGAGAAGUUUCUGGUCAUCGUCUUUCCCUUCAGUAACAUUCGUCCCGGGAAACGGCAGACGUCUAUCAUCCUCAUUGGCAUCUGGAUUGUGGGAUUUUUAAUAGCUGUGAUUCCACUUUGGAACGAAGAUUAUUUUGGAAACUUUUAUGGAAAGAAUGGCGUAUGUUACCCACUUUAUGAUGACCAAACAGAAGAUAUUGGAAGCAAAGGGUAUUCUCUUGGCAUUUUCCUAGGAGUGAACUUGCUGGCUUUUCUCAUCAUUGUGUUUGCCUAUCUUAUUAUGUUCUGCUCCAUUCAAAAAACGGCCUUGCAGUCUUCGGAAGUGACGCAUCACAUUGGAAGAGAGGUGGCUGUUGCCAACCGUUUCUUUUUUAUAGUGUUCUCUGAUGCCAUCUGCUGGAUUCCUGUAUUUGUAAUUAAAAUUCUUUCCCUCUUCCGAGUGGAAAUACCAGGCACAAUCACUUCCUGGGUCGUCAUUUUUUUCCUGCCAGUAAACAGCGCCUUGAACCCAAUCCUCUACACGCUCACAACCAGCUUCUUCAAGGACAAGUUGAAACAGCUGCUGCACAGGCAUCGGAGAAAAUCGGUUUUCCAAAUGAAAAAAAAAAAUUUAUCUAUAUCUAUUUUGUGGACAGAUGACUCCUCUUCCCUGAAACUUGGGGUUUUGAACAAAAUAACCCUUGGAGACAGCAUAAUGAAACCGAUUUCCUAGUAAUGAUUGGUGUUUGCUGGGCUUUCCAUGGACUACUGUUAAAAAGUGCAGCACUUGGACGAUGACAUCUGCAAUGCGUUUU